Cuscuta campestris is the source of this 1340-nucleotide messenger RNA. NCBI's taxonomy places the organism in Eukaryota, Viridiplantae, Streptophyta, Magnoliopsida, Solanales, Convolvulaceae. The record is from the annotation of a GenBank genome assembly.
UAUCCCCCACACAUUCAGAAGAAAAUCAUCAUAUAGUUGAAGAGGAAAAGAAAAGAAAAAGUUCUGAAAAUGCCACAAAAAGUGUAUGAAGAUUUUAUACCUAAAAGUGAGGUUUUAGGAGAGACAGAUGCCACUGCCCCUACAGUCAUUAAUAUUUAUUUGUCAGGUUUCAAGAAGGAAGAGUUAAAGGUUUCACUUGGUCAACCAGCCAAACCAACGAAAUUGAGGAUGACAGGAGAAAAGCCUAUAGGGGGUGGUAAAAAAUGGGUCAGGUUUAUAAAAGAGUUCCCAAUUUCACCAGAUUGCGACACAGAUAAGAUUUCGGCGAAAUUUGAAGGAGGCAUUCUAAGUGUCACGCUGCCCAAAAAGACCGCUAGCGUGCAAGAACCCGAUGAAACAAAGGAGAAUAAAGAGAGUGGUCAAGGGCAGCAGGCAAAAGGACAAACAGACACUACUAAUAGCUCCCAGCAAACCACAAAGGGUGUUGAUCCUCUUGAACAUAAACCUGAUCAUGCUCAAAAGCCAACCCAUGGCUCUGAUGAUGAUCAGGCUGUUCAAGAGACAAAAAACAAGAAAGCUGAAGAACCCGCAGCUCCCCAAGCAAAAGGAAAGGCUGGCAUUUCAGAAGAGGAGCCGAAACUAGAAGAGUCAAAAGGGCAAGCCACUACUACCGAGGCAAGCGCAAAGAUUGUUCCUCCAGAGCCCGAACGUGAUCAAAUGACAAGCGGUGGUGAUGGAAACAAGAGAAGGGAAGAGGCAAGCUCUGAGGCUGGUCGAGGAGGGUCAACUUCUGACCCUCCUCCUCCAAAGCCUCGAGAGUCAAACAAGAAAGCUGAAGAGCAGGAAGGUGGCGAGCCCGCGAAUCAACAAGUAAAAGGAGAGGCUGUUAGAGAAGAGGUGCUGAAACCAGAAGAGCCAACGAGCCAUGCACAACAGGCAAAACAACCUAAUGAAGUGAACGGUGCAAAGAGUGAAACUACUACCGAUGACAACCAGAAAGAAGAAGGGGAUGCCAAAAACGCAGUCAAGAGAAAGGGUUAUGAGUGUACCUUUACCGAAACGAAGCUGAGGAAGCGCGUGAAAAUGUUGAAUUUGGCUCUGGUGGUUUUGGCUGGCAUUGGCAUUGGACUGUAUGUUAAGAACAUGAUUAGGUCCUAUGGCGGAGAGGCUGAAGAGUGAAUAUCCUGUUAGCCUUGGUUUGCUGAAUCUAAGUCGUGGACAAAUCGACUAACAUAUCCUGCGCAACUAGAAUUGUGAAUCACACAACUUACAUGCGAUUGAUUUUAUAUUUAUUGAAUGUAAUGUAAUAACAUGCAUUUUAAUAAAAUAACAACAUUAAG